CCAUGACUUUUAAAAAAGCAAAAUGUUCAAUUAAAAGCUACUUUCCCACGCCGGUUAAGUUAUCAAAUUGACAGUUGUAUCUCUAUCCACGCCGCCGCAAAUAAUACUAUCAUGUUCAAAUCACAAUUCACCAAAUCAUCCUAAAAUUCAUCGGCCGCCGGAGUUCUCUCAUCGCCGGCGCCGGCGCCACCUCCUCCCCUCCUUAAUGUGCAAAUCCAAAAUGGACACGGCCGCACAAGAGCCAAUUUCCAACCACCACCGCAAACCAAAACCCUCACAAACAACCGCCACCGCCUCAAGCAUUGCUACAACGCCUCGAACACCAAAAUCACAUCUAUCAUUCGAUCGUCCUUCAUCAUCAUCAACCGGAUCUAGUUACAAACUCGGCACAUCAGGUACUUUAGGUACAUCCUCGAUCUCCAGCCGUACAUCCUUAUCCAGUCUCCGUGAAUCUCUACCUGAAAACCCUAAUAUAUACGAUUUCUCCGAAAUCCGCUCAUCCACUAACAACUUCCUCGCGAAACGAUACUCCGGAAGCUCAUCCUCUACACCGUCAUGGCGAUGUACUCUACGCGGUAAGGAUGUAAUCGUUUUUCAACGGAAAUUUCGAAGGAGAUUGGAGACAUCGGAAUUGAAGGAAAAUUUAGGGUUAAUUUGUCGUAGUCAUCAUCUUAGUAUAAUUAAGUUAUUAGGUGCUUCGAUCUCUGGUGAUAGUAUCUAUCUUGUUUAUGAUUUCAUCCGCGGUGGAAAUUUAUCUGAUUGUUUACGGAAUCCUAGAAUCCCUAAUUUCACUGCGUUGCCGACUUGGAUGUCUCGUGUUCAAGUUGCGACGGAUCUAUCUCAUGGACUUGAUUAUAUACAUAAUAAUAGCGGUCAGAAUGUGAAUCUUGUUCAUAAGUUUAUCAAGAGCAGUAGUGUGAUUAUCACUGAACCUUCUUUCAAUGCUAAGAUCUGUCACUUUGGUGCUGAAGCGAUCUGUAAUGGCGGAUACCUAAUUUCUUCCAAGACGAAGGAAUUCAACGAGAUUGAAGAAGAAGAAGAUGCGAAGAAAUCGCAAUCGCAAACGCAAUCGCCGCAGGCGGCGUUACGGAAAUCCGGCAGCCGGACGAUUCAGUUCGAAGGAGUUACAGGAUACAUGUCGCCGGAGUUUCGAUCAACCGGAAUCGCGACACAAAAGUCAGACGUGUAUUCAUUUGGCGUAGUUGUGCUCGAGCUUCUAACGGGUAAAGAACCGGUGAAGUAUACGUUUGAUGUAGAAACACGCGAUUAUAAGUUGGUGUCUUUGAUAGAAACUGCGAGGCAAAUGAUAGAAGGGGGCGAAGGUACGACUACGGAAGGGAGGAUACGAAGUUGGAUUGAUAAGAGACUGAACGACUCGUUUCCUGUGGUGGAAGCGGAGAAGAUGUUGAGGCUUGCGCUGGAAUGUGUGAGUUAUGAUCCAAACGAUAGGCCUGAUAUGAAUCGAGUUGCUGGAAAAAUAUCGAAGAUUUAUUUGGCAUCUCGAAAAUGGACGGAUCAUAUGAGAAUUCCUACCGAGAUUACCAUGUCAUUGGGUCCUCGAUGAUGAUUGUUUGUCACGAGAUUAGGUUAAAGGUUAGUGAUUUUUGAUUUAUCCAAGAUUGUAAAUUUUGGUAACAAAAUAUAGUUUGAGUAUAGAUUAAUUAAUGGAUACACUUUUGUUAUGUAUUGGGGAUCUUAAUAGAUUUUAAAAGAUGUGGCUAACUUCAAAUUGAUAA
Impatiens glandulifera is the source of this 1736-nucleotide messenger RNA. RefSeq names its product lysM domain receptor-like kinase 3. The transcript has 2 exons. The record is from RefSeq and is a predicted model, not a curated record. NCBI's taxonomy places the organism in Eukaryota, Viridiplantae, Streptophyta, Magnoliopsida, Ericales, Balsaminaceae. Bases 206 to 1564 code for a protein of 452 amino acids. Gene Ontology annotation, molecular function: ATP binding; protein kinase activity. Gene Ontology annotation, biological process: protein phosphorylation.